This is a messenger RNA of Bemisia tabaci, 1973 nucleotides long. RefSeq names its product cathepsin L. Lineage: Eukaryota; Metazoa; Arthropoda; Insecta; Hemiptera; Aleyrodidae. The record is from RefSeq and is a predicted model, not a curated record. Gene Ontology annotation, biological process: proteolysis. Gene Ontology annotation, molecular function: cysteine-type peptidase activity.
AUCGGAUUUCCCUCAGUAGUUUCCAACUCAGCUUUGAGUAACCAUCAAUUUUCAGUCGCGUUGAGAGUGCGCCCAUUGUGACUGUGCUAGUGCUCUAAUUGGAUUACACGAGCCUUUUCAACAUGUGUGCGUUCAAAUACAUCGUAUUUUUUACUACCCUCCAGUUCCUUUUGUCUACGACAGUGGGAGCGCCCAGCCAUAUUUCUUUGAAGUUUGAUACAAUGGACUUCAAAGUCAUGCAGAAAUUGAAUGUAUCAAAUCUGGGCCCGACUCUAACAUCUUUCAAAUCAUUUAAAAACACGUAUAAUCGUCAAUAUAAGAAUUUCGAUGAAUACCUCGAGAGAUUCAACAUAUUCAGAAAGAACCUGGACACAAUCGAGGAACUGAAGAGAAAAGAAAAGGGGACAGCCAAAUAUGGGAUCACGCAGUAUGCCGAUUUGACCCCCGAAGAAUUCGAUCAGCGGUACAACGGUCUGAGAAUGUCUCACGAGGAGAAGCUGAAAGAAGAAGAGAAUCGAGCAGACGAUAUUGACAUCAAAAAUCCAGCGUACUACGACUGGAGACGUCAUGGAGCUGUGACACCUGUGAAACAACAGGGGUCUUGUUUUUCUUGUUGGGCAUUUUCAACUACGGGGAACAUUGAAGGUUUAUUAGCUCGAAAAACUGGCAAUUUGGUCACGCUAUCUGAACAAGAACUUGUAGACUGCGAUAGCAAGAACCACGGUUGUAUGGGUGGCUACAUGACGGACGCGGUUCGGGAGUUGGCUGACAAUCUGGGCGGAUUGGUGGCCGCUGACGACUACCCGUACUUGGAGGACGACAGCAUUUGCAUCCUCAACAGGAGCCAAAUCAUCGCCGAGGUCAAGGAUGUGAUGGUGUUCAGUAAGAAGGAGGAGAAUAUCGCCAAGUGGAUGUACAAACUCGGGCCCUUGUCAGCUGGGAUCAAUGCGAGACCUUUACAGUGGUACCUCGGCGGGAUCAUGCACCCGAGUAAAGAGGACUGCUCGCCUUCGAAGCUGAAUCAUGGCGUCCUUAUCGUCGGAUACGGUAUUCAAAAGGUACCAGAAGGCUCGAUCCCAUAUUGGACGAUCAAGAACAGUUGGGGCACAGAGUGGGGAGAAAAGGGAUACUUUAAAGUAUAUCGCGGCGAUGGUACUUGUGGAAUCAACGAGGUUGUGAGCUCGGCAGUCAUGAAAGCAGAUGAUGAUGACGAUUCCGAGGAGACCGAGGAAAACGACGAUAAUUAAUUAAUUAAUUAAAUUUAGAUGCCAAGCACCUUAAAAAAAGACUGAAGAUAGCAUUUAAAGAUUAUCAUGAGACUGAAUGAAUGAUUUAAAGUUGCAUUACAUUAAUGCGAAUUUGUUAUUACUUUGAUGUGUCAUCAUAUCGUGUGUGCUUUUUACUAUACAUUCAAUUACUUAAUUUAUUUAUAAAUUUAUUUUAUUUUUUGCUGAUAAUCACGGCCUUUUUUCAAUGCUUAAAUUUUAGUAUUGCAAUGUUCCCCAAACGCAGAAAUUCAUAUUUUUUGUAUCUAUUUAUUUAUUGUUUCACGUAAACUUAUUGUGAUGUAUGUUUUCAUUUUACGCUGCAUGUAUUUGACAUGUUUGAGACUGUAUUUGUUUCAAGUCACUGAAAAGCAGAUGUAUUUUUUUGUGAAUUGAAAAUGUUCAGAAAUGAUUAUAUAUGAAGGGUGAUGGAUGUAAAUUGUGCCCAAGUAUUAUUAUUUAGUAAGUGAUAAGUCAUAUUUAUUAUUAUCGAAUUUUGUAAUUUUUAUGGAGUUGAGAAAAUGCAUCCUCAAUCCAAACUUGUUGUGCAUAAGUGUUGUUAAUCAGUAUGCCUCGCAAUAGCUUAUAUAUGUGAUGUCUUAUUUAUGAACUUUUUAUACCACUGUUUUUAUAAAAAAAUGGCGUGAGUUUUAUUAAGCUGUGUAAAUACGAGUGUUAAUUUAAAUAAAAUAUCACGGAUAAAUUAAA